AUGGUCAUAACAGGAAAUGAUGAGAAGGCCAUUGAUGAUCUCAAGAAGUUCCUUAAUAGUUGUUUCAAAAUUAAAGAUCUUGGAUCGCUAAAAUAUUUCCUUGGUAUUGAGGUUGCACGUUCCAAAGCCGGAAUUACAAUUUGUCAACAGAAAUACACAUUGGACAUAUUAGAGGAAGCUGGAUUACUCAGAGCAAAACCAGCAAAGGUUCCCAUGGAACCUGACUUGGUACUAACGGAAACAGGGAGUGAAGCCCUUAAGGAUCCCACUCGAUACCGAUGGUUAAUUGGGAAGCUAAUCUACCUUACAAUCAGUCGGCCAGAGAUCACAUACUCUGUGAAUACUCUUAGUCAAUUUAUGCAGGAACCAAAGUUGCAUCACCUCAAAGCUGCACAUAAACUCCUCAAAUACUUGAAGGCAACUUUGGGGAAAGGCUUGUUAUUUCCCUCGAAUGGUCCACUUCACUUGGUUCGAUACUAUGAUGCCGACUGGGCAAGAUGCCCGAUUAUACGACGGUCAGUGACAGGUUAUUGUAUUUUCCUGGCAAGUCACUUGUGUCAUGGAAAAGUAAGAAGCAAGCAACGGUGUCAAGAUCAUCAGCGGAAGCAGAAUAUCUCUCCAUGGCUGUAG
This is a messenger RNA of Diospyros lotus (date-plum), 630 nucleotides long. RefSeq lists its product as uncharacterized. Bases 1 to 630 code for a protein of 209 amino acids. Lineage: Eukaryota; Viridiplantae; Streptophyta; Magnoliopsida; Ericales; Ebenaceae. The transcript has a single exon. The record is from RefSeq and is a predicted model, not a curated record.